Molecule: messenger RNA, 5331 nt
Organism: Protopterus annectens (West African lungfish)
Lineage: Eukaryota; Metazoa; Chordata; Ceratodontiformes; Protopteridae
Gene: SEC24C
Product: SEC24 homolog C, COPII coat complex component
Exons: 24
Coding region: 1-3495 (1164 amino acids)
Biological process (GO): intracellular protein transport; COPII-coated vesicle cargo loading; endoplasmic reticulum to Golgi vesicle-mediated transport
Cellular component (GO): COPII vesicle coat; endoplasmic reticulum exit site
Molecular function (GO): zinc ion binding; SNARE binding
Source: RefSeq, a predicted model, not a curated record
AUGAAUUACUUUUGUUACUUUACACAUUCAGUUUUUCCUUCAAAGGCAGGAUCUCCUCUUUCUCUCAGUUGUGACUCUCCUUCCUCUGUCAGUCCUACUUAUUUUGGUCCACUCAGAGGUCCACCUACAUCAGGGACAUUAUCCAGUCCAAUAGCUCCUUCCUCGGGUAGUCAGAUAAUUUACAAUCAUUAUGGCCAAGGAGACGCACAGAAUGGGCCUGCUACCACAGCUGGCUACAUGCAGAGACCUCCAGUUUCACAACCAUAUAUGUCAACAACGUCCCAGCCUGUGAAUCAGUUACCUGCCCACCAGCAAUAUGGUCCACCAGCAACAACUAGUUCGCAACAGCUAACUAACCAGAUGUCUGGAUUGCAAAUUACGGGUCCCCCCACAACUACAGGCCCUCUUCCACCAGGACAAGGUUUUGGUCCUCCAGCAUCUCACCCAUCAAGCUCAGGAAAUUUCCAUGCAACAACAAUGGCAUAUGCUCCAUAUUCUACAGCUAAUGUACCUCAGUCACAGUUUUCUACUGCCAAUGCUUCUCAUCCUCCAUAUUCUAAUGCUAAUGCAUCUCAUAUCCCCCACAGUAACUUAUCCCAGGGACCUCCACCUUCAGGCAUGCCACAAACCCCUGCUGCCACUAUGGGUUCCCAGGGAAUUUCCUCAACAAAAACUGCUUUUUCAGGUCCUCCACCCCAGCUUUAUUCUGUUCCUCCAUCUGGUUCACAUUCUACUCCUCCUGCCUCAACAGGGAUACCACCUAGUGCAUUUCCUUCUUCUGUUGGAUCUCAGAGACCCUCUGUGAUGCAGGGUCCACCAUUACCUGGCCAGACUCUUUCUGGGCCUCAAGUUUCUCAGCCUAAUCACGUUCCCCCCAGUUCAUCACAGAUGGGAAUUUCGGGUAUGUCUCCUGGCCCGCCUAUAAGUGGACUUCAGGGACCUCCAGCAGUUGCACCUACUCAACAGGGAUUUCCACCUCAGCAGAACGGAUCUUUUGGACAAGUCAGAGGACCACAGCCAAACUAUAGUGGGCCUUAUCCAGCUACCCCUAACUAUGGAAGUCCCGUUGCUCCUCCUCCUGCACCUCCCCCCCAGAAACGUCUGGACCCCGAUUCUAUUCCUAGUCCACAACUAAAUGAAAUGUCAUCUCAACCGAAAUCAAGACACAGAAUAGACCCAGAUGCAAUUCCUAGCCCAAUCCAGGUGAUUGAAGAUGAUAGAGCAAAUCGAAGUACAGAGCCUUUCAGCACAGGUGUGAGGGGGCAAGUCCCACCCCUUGUCACAACUAACUUUGUUGUCAAAGAUCAAGGUAAUGCAAGUCCUCGGUUUAUGAGGUGUACAGCCUAUAACAUGCCCUGCACAUCAGACAUGGCGAAGCAAUCCCAGGUACCUCUGGCUGCGGUCAUCAAGCCUCUAGCAGUUUUGCCACCAGAAGAGAUGCCACCAUAUAUUCUAGAUCAUGGAGAGUCUGGUCCAGUACGGUGUAACAGAUGUAAAGCUUAUAUGUGUCCAUUUAUGCAGUUCAUUGAGGGAGGCAGAAGAUUUCAGUGCAGCUUCUGCUGUUGUGUCACUGAAGUACCACCUCACUACUUUCAGCAUUUGGAUCACACUGGGAAGCGUGUCGACUACUAUGAAAGACCGGAGCUGUCUAUGGGAUCUUACGAGUUUUUGGCAACAGUAGACUACUGCAAGAAUAACAAGCUUCCUGAACCACCAGCUUUCAUUUUCAUGAUUGACGUAUCAUACAAUGCAGUGAAAAGUGGUUUAGUAAAUCUGCUUUGUGAAGAACUAAAGACACUGUUGGAUUACUUGCCUAGAGAAGGCAGUAUGGAAGAGACUGCUAUCCGAGUGGGGUUUGUUACGUAUAACAAAGUACUACAUUUCUACAAUGUCAAAAGUACACUUGCCCAGCCCCAGAUGAUGGUGGUGUCAGAUGUGGCAGAUAUGUUUGUGCCAUUACUUGAUGGUUUCUUGGUGAAUGUUAAUGAGUCUCGGACAGUCAUUAAUAGUUUACUAGAGCAGAUACCAGAGAUGUUUGCUGAUACCAGAGAAACAGAGACUGUAUUUGGACCAGUUAUUCAAGCAGGCAUGGAAGCUUUAAAGGCUGCCGAAUGCGCAGGAAAAUUGUUCAUAUUUCAUUCUUCUCUACCAAUUGCUGAAGCACCUGGAAAACUGAAAAACCGUGAUGAUAGGAAGCUCAUUAACACAGAUAAGGAAAAGACACUUUUUCAGCCACAGUGUAACUUCUACAGUAAUCUGGCAAAGGAGUGUGUUACGCAAGGCUGCUGCGUAGAUCUGUUCCUGUUCCCUAAUCAGUACAUAGAUGUGGCAACACUUGGGUACAUCCCUUAUCACACAGGUGGCUCUGUUUACAAAUAUACCUAUUUUCAGGUGCCAGCAGAUGGAGAACGCUUCUUGAAUGACUUGCGUAGAGAUGUACAAAAAAUAGUGGGAUUUGAUUCUGUAAUGAGAGUUCGAACAAGCACAGGCUUCAGAGCAACAGACUUCUUUGGCACUUUUUACAUGAGUAAUACAACUGACGUGGAGCUUGCUGGACUUGACUGUGACAAGACUAUCACGGUAGAAUUUAAGCAUGAUGACAAGUUGAGUGAAGACACCGGUGCUUUUAUACAGUGCGCUUUGUUAUACACUAGUUGCAGUGGACAGAGACGUCUCCGAAUCCACAAUCUCUCACUGAACUGUUGUACACAGCUAGCUGACCUUUACAGGAACUGUGAAACAGACACCCUGAUAAACUUCUUAGCCAAGUUCGCAUUUCGUGGUGUUUUGAAUAAUGCAACAAAGACUGUCCGGGACACACUGAUUAGCCAGUGUGCCCAGAUCCUAGCCUGCUACAGAAAGAAUUGUGCCAGCCCAUCUUCAGCUGGCCAGCUUAUUCUUCCUGAGUGCAUGAAAUUGUUGCCAGUGUACCUGAACUGCUUGUUGAAGAGUGAUGUAUUACAGCCAGGAGCUGACACCACAACUGACGAUCGGGCUUACCUUCGUCAACUUGUUACCUCUAUGGAUGUGGCAGAAACAAAUGUCUUCUUUUACCCACGGCUUGUUCCAGUGCAUAAGAUGGAUGUAGACAGUGACACUGUACCCGGAGCUAUCCGGGAUUCAGAAGAGCGCCUUUCGAAAGGUGGGAUGUAUUUGCUCGAGAAUGGACUGAACUUAUUCUUAUGGAUUGGUGUAAAUGUUCAACAGAGCCUUCUCCAAAGCAUUUUUAAUUUGCCAUCCUUCAACCAGAUAGACCCUAACAUGAGCGCUCUACCACUCCUUGAUAAUCCAUGGUCCAAGAAACUCAGAGAUGUCAUUGAUGCUUUUAGAGCCCAGAGGCCGCGCUAUAUGAAGCUUUUAAUCAUAAAACAAGAGGACAAGUUGGAGCUACUUUUCAAACACUUUCUGGUGGAAGAUAAGCAUGUAAAUGGAGGUGCUUCCUAUGUUGACUUCUUAUGCCACAUGCACAAGGAAAUAAGGCAGUUGCUGAGCUAAGGAAUGGUCAUCCUGUGGGUUUGAUGUACAUUCGUCCCCUUUUUGUGGAGUUCCCAUAACUGUAAGGGCAGGGAAGAAACAAGACUGCAUUGUUUCCUUCAGUUUUAAUACAAAGACUUCAUAAAGUUUAAGUCCUGAAAGCCCCUUUUCUCUGGAGAACAGCGCUAGGAUGUCUGUGAUGGAAAAAAAAUGAUGUGUUGUUUCAGGCCAAGUGUCCAUCGUAAAACUGCUGCCUGGUCCUACUUGGGGCCAACUUCUCUGAACUGUUUAUUAUUAUAAAAUAACUCUCUUCUUUACUGCAUAUAUGUGACAUUUGUGAUUGUUAUCACAGCAGCACACUGGAAUAGCUGUUUGUUUGAGUGAUUGGGCACCUCUGUGAAUGGGUGGAUGUUGUGUGUCUGCAUUUGUCCAUGUUGUUGCACACACAUAUUCAUAUCUAAACAUAUAUAUAUAUGUGUGUUUAGAUAUACAUACACACCUAUAUCUAUACAACUGUAUGUGUAUAUGUGUGUGUGAAUGUAUGUAUGUAUGUGACUGAUGAAUUGCAUGCGUGAAAGAAGGAUGUAUGCUGAAAUAGUGCAUUGCCUUUCUGGUUCACAGACCGGAGGGGAAGGUGGUUCUGUGCACGUAACAUUAAUUUAAAAAAUAACAAGCUUAAACCCUGUUUGUAUUGUUGUAUAGGGAUUUGAUUGCCUUUGUUUCAGCACUGUAAUAACAAAGGGGAAGUACACCUUUUCCCUUUGUUUCUGCUUGCCUGGACGUCAGGCAUGUACACUCAAGCUGAGGUCUGAAAUCAUUACAUAUGUACAAAGCUAAAAGACAGGAGCUGCAUUUUAACAAAUUUGCUGUUGCAAGCUUUUUGGAUUUAGGUGGAAUCUUGCUACCAACAGUGACCACCACCAUUUACCUCUACUUUUCUUAUAAGCAUUUUAUAAGAAUAAUCAUGCUAAUUCCUCCCUAAACUGAGUUCUGUCUCUGCAGAGCAGUCUGUGUGUUACAGGGCAGUAUUUAUUAUUGAAUUUUGCAGUUAUGUAUUUUGACAAUUAGAGCAGUAUGCUGACAACAAAUACUGAGUUUAAAAAAAGAAAGUAAAAAAAAAAGUUGUGCUCCUCACAGGUACAGAAGGCCUGGAUUUACUGGGUUGUCAGUCUAUGUGCAGGCACAUAGAUAUGAUAAAAAGUACUUUGCAUAUUUUAUGGGAAAUACCAGUGAAUUUGUACUUGGAAGUGGAAAUAUUAGGGUUUGUUGGUGCUGAAAUUGGAAAGGCAGUAGCAUUUCAGGCUCUCAUCCCAUGAAGUUCACUGAACUAAUUCCAUUGGAGUACAGUAUGGACAUGUACUUGAAUUUUUCUGUUUUCAGAAGUCAGAGCACCUUUCCCAAGAAGAAGACACCAGUUAUGGUUUUGGCCUUUUAAGUAAAAUAAAUGUUUUACUAAUUACUGACCGUCGGUAUGUAAUAAUCUAGCAUUGCCCAUAAACACUACAGUACUGUAAGCAGUUAUUUUUCUCCAAGAAAAUGUCAUAGUUUUUGAUUCCAGUUAUCUUUGACUUCACUCCGAAGAAUCCUUAUGUGUACACAGUUCCACUGGCUUUACGUUUGUGUCACAACAGAAUUUCAGAGUUUUGUUGGAUAAUUUGUUUUAGGGGUCAUUUCUUUUUAUUGGAUCAUGAGGUAAAGAAAACAAAAAUACAAGUCACACCAAUUAUUUGGCAGGUAAAAUGAAUUCUGUAAACUUUGUCACUUUACAAAAUACUGUUCAACAUUUUUUUCUUUCAGUUUUGUGAUUUCUUUUGUGUAUCUUUUAAUUUGUAAAGAAAUAAAAUAUAUAAAUUAAAA